Acanthosepion pharaonis is the source of this 1080-nucleotide messenger RNA. NCBI's taxonomy places the organism in Eukaryota, Metazoa, Mollusca, Cephalopoda, Sepiida, Sepiidae. The record is from the annotation of a GenBank genome assembly.
AUGGCCACAUACUAUCAAAAAGCUAACACCUUGUACAAUACCCAUGCUUACAGUGGGACACCUACAGAACUUCUAUCAACAGCUUUUCAUCCAUUAUCUUCAUACGGCAUAGAUGCAUCAACGACUUCCUAUUCUCACACGCAUCAAACCCAUCCUGCUGUUCACACACAAGCGCAUUACACACCAACUCUCCAGAACCAAGUUAACUGGCCGCAACUAGCCCACAGAUAUGGUCAUAUGGCCGGUUCAGCAUCUGUUGCUGCGGACUAUAAUAAUAAUCGACUAUUUAGUCAUAGUUCGAAUUCCCUUCUUCCCACCUCGGCAGAAAUGAACGGUAGUAAUCCAAGUGCUCAUCGAAAUAUCCGUCAAACAGCCACUCCAACAACGUAUCAAGAAUGGCUAGCAUCUAGUAAUCAGCCAACAAUCACAACAUCAACAAGCAGCCUUAAGAGUUCAAAUAACAGCAAUGGUCGUUCUCUCAAUCUUGAUAGUUCUAUGUCCACACUAGUCUCUCAGCACGAUCAACAAGUGUUGCCCCCUUCUCAAAAGAACCAAAAUGGUUUACGUGUAAACGCUCUUAACAGAUACCCUUCAUCUGUUUUUCAUCGGACAAUAAAUUCAUCACCACCACCAAAUACACACGGGGACUACCUGCCUCAAACGAUAAAUGGAACUGACAUGCAAAACAGCCUCAGUAAUUCUCCUGUAUCUUUUUCGGAUAUUUCCGUAUCUACGUCGGACAUAGUCCAAACACUUCCUCAUCAAUCGCUUCAUUCCCAGCAACAUCACUCUUCACUACAUCAACAACAAUCUCUUCACAAUACGUGUCACCAGUUAAAUCGUUUGAACUCUCCCGUUGUUUCUAACACGUAUAUCCAGUUGCCUCAUCCGGCAUUGGAUCGCGCUGGUAGCAACGAUGACGGACUUUGUUCUUCGGAUCCUGAUUCUUCAAGUCCAAAUUCACUGAUGAAUGGAAGCCGAGCACCUUACGAUUGGAUGCGGUCAGCACAAAUGGAAAAUAAUUCAAAAAUACGGAAAGCAGGUAAAGAAAAGUUAACUUUUAAAUGGACGUGUCAAUAA